AUGUCCACAACCACCUCCAACACCCCAUCGUCGGACCCCGGGAAGGAUAUCGAGUAUUGGCUGCAGUACAUCAACUGCGCGAUUAAACACCCCCCUCUCCCCUCGGGUAGCCAUGCCUACCAGGCUCACCUCAAUACCCUCCCCGACCUUCGCGAUCUUUACCAUUGUUUGUACAAACUCUACACGGAGGAAGGAAGUGCGGUGAACUUUCGUGAGCCAGUGAACGCGCUGGAGCCGGAGGUGUUAAGUUAUUAUCAAGUUGUAGAUCAACCGAUGAGCCUGCGCGUGGUGUUGGAUCGCAUCGUGGAAGGAAAAACUUACACCACGCCGGGGCAGAUCUUGGAUGACGUCGAGCUGAUCUGGCGAAAUUGUGAAACCUUUAAUGGGCCGAAUUCGACGAUUACGGCCGGGGCUCGGAACUGCGCCGCGGCGUUUGAUCGGAUUCGACAACGCUACGAGGAAGAAAAACCCGCCCCGAAAGCGGAGAUCGACGAGUUCUACAAUCUCAUGCAAAAGCACGGCAGCCUCGAGGUGAAUCAAGCGCUCUUAGAGUACUUUGAGAAAAACGACCCUGGUGUGCUUGUUGAAGGGGAGGUUUUGCUUGACAGCCUGACGAAUAAACACCUGCGAGCUAUUAUUCGUAUUGUAGAGCAAUUUACUCAAAAGGAUUCGUAA
Messenger RNA from Phytomonas sp. Hart1, 675 nucleotides. Lineage: Eukaryota; Euglenozoa; Kinetoplastea; Trypanosomatida; Trypanosomatidae. The record is from the annotation of a GenBank genome assembly.